AUGGUCGAUAGCUUGGACUACUCGGUUUGCUUGGAAGCACAAGAGCGCCCUAGGUACGAACUUACCGGGCAGAGGAUGAAGAGGACUGAGGCUGAAUCGACUGACCUGGACCGCAGCAUGCACGGCGGCGGCAGCGGCAGCAGGGUGUCCGGCGGCUACAACGACUACUGGAACUGGAGCCCCCCGGACACCGGAUACUCGAGCUCCCCAGUGGUGUCGGCGGCGGUGUCGGCGAGCAAGAGCAACGUCGUCGUCACGAGGAGGCUACGCGGCCGGACGCUCAACGGCAAGCUCUACGCCCUCCGGAGCGUCGUCCCAAACAUCACCAAGAUGGAUAAGGUGUCCAUCCUCAGGGACGCCGUCGAGUACAUCCAGCAGCUGCAGGAGCAGGAGCGCUGGAUGCUCGCCGAGAUAUCCAUCCUUGAGUCGGUGGCGGAGGUACAUGGCCAUGGCCAGCUGCUUACUGCUACACUACAGCCCGUCCUUCCGAACGGCUGCGCCGGACACGCCAUGCCGCCGCUGAAGAAAACGAGGACCCAUUCAUUAUCGCCGGCGGUGACCCCCACCCCCGCAUCCGCCAUGGCAGCCGCAUCUCCGCCGGUCGAGGCUGUCGAGGUGAGGGUGACGGGCGCUGGCGAUAAGCUGCUGGUGGUGAGCGUCGCGUGCCGCCACCGGAAGGACGCCAUGGGCAAGGUGUGCCGCGCGCUCCAGAGCCUCCGGCUCGCCGUCAUCUCGGCUAACGUCACGGUUGCGUCCGGGACGGUGACGCACACCGCGCUCCUACAGAGACAGGAAAUACAUAAGAGCGAGAUGAAGGAAUUGAUCGAGACUGCAAUCGCCCAUGUUGAUGUCGCAGGAAGUACUCUAGGGAAGUUAUGAUAUGCAUGGUUGCAUGUUCAUCUUAGUUAGUUACACAUGAUCACAUGUACUCCAGGAUAACCAGAACACUAUAGUGUUCUGGCAAAAAUGGAAAGAGAAUAAACAUUAUUUAGCAGCCCCAUUGUGUUUGUCUCGUGGUCAGAUACUAAGCAAUAACCUCCUAUAACACGUGAUAUCCAUUGGAUCACACAAAAUAAAUAGCUCGUGCUAGGAGUGUCUCAAAAUGCCAAUAUGAUGUACUAUAUACGUUGUAUCUAAACUAUUGCACUUUUGGUCAAAAAGAAUAUGA
This is a messenger RNA of Triticum aestivum (bread wheat), 1168 nucleotides long. Its product is annotated as transcription factor BHLH6. Bases 1 to 879 code for a protein of 292 amino acids. Gene Ontology annotation, cellular component: nucleus. The transcript has 4 exons. Lineage: Eukaryota; Viridiplantae; Streptophyta; Magnoliopsida; Poales; Poaceae. The record is from RefSeq and is a predicted model, not a curated record. Gene Ontology annotation, biological process: regulation of DNA-templated transcription. Gene Ontology annotation, molecular function: sequence-specific DNA binding; DNA-binding transcription factor activity; protein dimerization activity.